UUCAAUACAAAUUAAUAAAACAAAAAUAUUAAGUUUUGUCGAUCAUGCAACCUCAAGAGGAAGUGAAGGCCAUUUUCAAGCUGAUUCUAAUCGGAGACGGGGGAACUGGGAAAACCACAUUGGUCAAGCGACAUCUGACCGGCGAGUUCAAGAUGCAAUACAAUGCGACCUUGGGUGUGGAGGUCGAGCAAUUACUGUUUAACACCAACAGAGGAGUUUUCCGCAUCGAUGUUUGGGACACUGCCGGUCAGGAGAGGUACGGUGGCCUGCGCGAUGGGUACUUCGUCCAAUCACAAUGUGCCAUAAUAAUGUUCGAUGUGGCCUCGUCAAAUACAUAUAAUAAUGUGAAAAGAUGGCACCGCGACUUGGUGAGAGUAUGCGGCAACAUACCGAUUGUCAUUUGUGGCAACAAGGUGGAUAUCAUGCAUAAAAAGACUUGGAAAAAGGGUGUUGACUUUGAUCGCAAGACAAACAUUUACCUCAUUGAAAUGUCCGCAAAGUCGAACUAUAACGUGGAGAAGCCAUUCGUCUAUCUAUUGCGAAAAUUGGUGGGUGAUCCCAGCCUGCAGUUAGUCCAGAGCCCCGCUAUACAGCCCCCAAAAGUUGUUUUUACCGACGAGAUGAGCCGUCAAGUGGAAAGCUUAUUCAAUGAGGCCAAAUCCAAACCUCUGCCCACUAUUUACGAUAUUGAUCUGUAAAGAUCAAUAUCAUGAUCAUGAUUAGUGUUCUUUCAAAAUUUUCAUAUUCUGCAAGUGCAACGAUGAUCUUUGCUUACUUUGUGCCCAUGGAUGAAGACAUUCAGCUGAAGUACUUAAUAAUUUUUAAAUUUCUAAAUUUCUAAAUUCCGAUUGUUUUCGAAGAUUCUAAUUUUUUUUUUGUAAUGGACGUAAAUUUCAAAAAUUCAAUGGUGUAAAAUUGCAGGCUCGGAUUUAUAUUUCUAAAAGACUAAUGUAUCCCACUAUAUCUGUUAUUUAAAUAUAUAGAUAGAUGUAAUAGAUACUACAUUU
Drosophila melanogaster (fruit fly) is the source of this 1007-nucleotide messenger RNA. RefSeq names its product Ran-like (gene Ran-like). Lineage: Eukaryota; Metazoa; Arthropoda; Insecta; Diptera; Drosophilidae. Bases 45 to 698 code for a protein of 217 amino acids. Gene Ontology annotation, molecular function: GTP binding; GTPase activity. Gene Ontology annotation, biological process: nucleocytoplasmic transport. Gene Ontology annotation, cellular component: nucleus; cytoplasm. The record is from RefSeq and is marked reviewed. The transcript has a single exon.